This is a messenger RNA of Nymphalis io (European peacock), 2869 nucleotides long. RefSeq lists its product as uncharacterized. The record is from RefSeq and is a predicted model, not a curated record. The coding region runs from base 402 to 1070 and encodes 222 amino acids. Lineage: Eukaryota; Metazoa; Arthropoda; Insecta; Lepidoptera; Nymphalidae. The transcript is spliced from 6 exons.
CAGCGCGCGCGCGCGUUCUUAUAAUGACAUUUCCCGCCUAGAAACGUAAUUCGAAAUUAUUUUUUUUAAUUGUUUUUAUUUUAAAUUUUUAGUGUAUUGUGCUUGUGAUCAACUCUUUAAAGUGGUGUGUGUGAUUGUGUGACUAUUCCGUUUCUAUAGAUAUUUUAUGUGCGUCUUUAGAAAUAUGAAAAUUAAAGCUGCGAAACUUCUUUUAUAUUGGGUUAUAAGCUGAAAUGAAGGAGAGGAUAUUGUAUACCCUUCACGGUAGUCUUGAACGAUUAAAGCGAGUGGAAUUACCAAGGUGCGCAAUGCGGGUGCAACGGUGGUAGACGGCCGGAGGGCGGCCGGACGGGGCUCGCGCGCGCCCCUCCGCCCGCCUGCCCCGCGUAGCGACACGCGCGAUGCUUAUGGCAAGCGCCCUGCCCACUUUGCUCGCGGUGCUGUGUGGGGCAGUGGCGGGCGCAGGCGACGUGAUGGGAAACGCGAGCCGCGUGCGCCGCACACCCCAACCGCACCACGCGCACCGCGUGCUAACGGACGAAGAGUUAGACUCGACGGCAGCGUGGAAGCGGUCGCACUGGCGCGAGAUGCAAUCGAUACUGCGGAAGGAAGGCUCCCAAAGGGACGUUGUCGAGUGCUGUCCCUCUGUACUCGAAAUGGUCGCCAAGAAAGGCGGCCGAACACCGACCGGCCUUUACGUGGAACUAUACGAGGACGGUGAGAACAAGCAGCGGCUCUAUGAGCUCUCCUGCGCCCCGGAGGUCGUCGACAAACCCUGUCGUUUCGUCGACGCUCGCCUCUACAACCAAUCGAGGUGCGUCCAGAAGUAUUCGUAUUCCUACGCGCUGGUUCGGUAUUCCGCAGCCACGGAGAUGCCACAGCGGCAUCGGCCCGAAGGACAUUUCUCUGUGCCCGGGUCGGGUGGGUGGUCUAUGGACUAUGUUAUUGUGCGUGCGGGUUGUGAGUGUCAAAUAACGCCGCCGAAACGUAAGAGUGCACAUCGGAAGCGUCUCGAGAGGCACAGGCAGAGGAAGAGGAACAGGCGGUUAGAGGAGGACGACGAUACUUGACUUGUGAGUGUCGAUACAGUGGACUUUGAACAAAUUGCGGAAUUCCCGACAUAGUUUUUAGGAGGUGAGUCGUAGCAUCUGACAAUUUAUGUUUACAAUUGCGUAUUUUUGAUAUAGUACAUAUGCUGUUUCAAUUACAAUAUAUUGAGUCGUUGCUAAUUAAUCUUAGGCAUUAUCUAAUGUUAAAUUGAUAGUAAUUUUCAAUUGGAAGUUUUUAGUCAGAUGCUGCGACGAUUAGCCUCACAAACGUUACCGAUUCCAUCAAGUAAGGCGUACGCUUGGUAGAUCAACUAUCGGUACUUCAUUGUAUUUAUUAUGAAAUUUUCGUCUAUUUAAAACGCUUCUUGUCUUGUGAAAUUAACGUCGAUCUUAUGAAACAGUGCCUUCACUUUGUGCCUUAUCUAGCAUUCGUAGUUUAUAUGUCAGUUGUAACUCGCUUUACAGUUUCGUCAUUUGUAACACUUCAUUUUGAUAAUACAUACACGUUUAAUUAUUCAUAAGUGAAUUAAGAUGUCCUUUAGUUUUUUGUAAAACAUAAGAUUUGUUUUUGUGGAACCAAUAUUCAGUGAAUACUAUUAGUUACUUAACUUUAACAAAAAAAAUUAUUCGAUGUAUAAUAAAUAAUCUCGAGUUUGGAUUAAUAUUUGAACAUGAAGUCACGAAUAUGUCAGUUGAAAUUAUACAUCAAAAUUAUAUUUAAUAUUAAAAUUAAUAAGUAGCUUGUAACUGGCACAAAGUGUAUUUUUUUCUGAAUCACUGCGCAUACUAUUUUUACAAUUUAUAUACAAGGCAUGCAGAAGAGUCGAUCGAUUAAGAUGAGAUUAUUUUAAAUUCGAGUCAACGUUUAAAAUAAAUCUCUAACUUAUAAAUGUUGAUUAUUAUCGGGUGUUUAGUUAAACACUAAUUGCUCUCUGACAGCAAUGAUUUGACAUUUAAAAAGGAGACAGCAUUGUUUAACUAAUCACCUACAACGUUUAUAAGUAAAGCCAUAAUUUUCAUUUAUUCCAUCAAAGUGUAGCGCAGUGUUUAUUAUUCGUUUCAUUAAUGCUCUCUCAUUACUUAAAAAUUAAGAAUAUUUAUUCGAGAUUUUUUUUAUAAUUUUUUUUUUGUUAUCAUAUUUUAAAACGUAUUUCCUUCGUAGAUUUAAGUGUCGAGUCAAAGAUCUGUAUUAUUUUCUAUUUUGUAAUACUUUUAUUGUAUUUAAAUAUUAGCUUCUAAGGAUUUAUUCGUUUAUUUAUACUGUGUAAUACGAGGUAUUCCGAUAUUUGUAUGGAUAUUGUGUAUGUAGAGUUCGCUUCCAUAAUUAUAUUAAUGUAUAUAAUAACAAUAGUAUUAUGGACUGAGAUUAUUUUGUGCAUUUAAAUGUGGUAAUGGAAUUGUAACGCAUCAUUUAUUUUUUAAAUUCUACAUAGUAGAAAUUAAUUCCGUACAGCGCCAUCUAUCGGCGAGUAGAUAACUUUUAUUUUACAUCAAUAUCCCACAGAUGGCGUAAGAAGCCUCUUUUUAAUUUUUUACGCUAGCAACUUACACGACAGUGCCAUGAGUUAUUUUUUAGGUGAAUUGUAAUUUAACAACAUUAUGAAACAAUUUAAAUGUCGAUGUUAAAGAUUGUUGUAAUGUAUGGAAUAGUUUUACAAUACUGAAUUGGACGUACUUAUAUAUUUAUUUUCAAAUUUUACUCAUACCAAAUUAAACUUACUUAGACUGUUUAGGUGUGAUUUUCAAAAUCUACUUAAAAUUAUUUAUUUCAACGCAUAAUGGAAGAAAAUGAGUAAGAUUUGUAAAAGUGAAUGACUUAA